AUGCACGCUGGAAACAUUUGGUCCGUUGCCUUGUAUAAUCCAGAAGAUAUUGAGAAAGUGUUGUCGUCGCCUCACUACAAUGAUAAAGGGGGAGUCUACUCAUUUCUUCGGCCGUGGCUAGGCCAAGGUCUUUUAACUAGUAAUGGCUCUAAAUGGCACCAACGGCGCAAAUUGUUGACCCCAGCUUUCCACUUUAACAUUUUGAAAAAAUAUUAUGAAACAUUCACUGAACAAACGGAAGUUUUUUUGAAGAAAGUAGAAAUGGAGGUCGACAACACACAGACAGACUUACUCCCCUUGAUAAGUUCUACGACGCUACAAAUCAUGUGUGAAACAGCCAUGGGAACAUCAAUGACUGAAGAAAUCGAAUCUGUUAUGUCGAAAUAUCUAAAUGCUAUAGAAAUCGUCGGGGAAUCCGUAAUACAAAGGAUAUGUAGAGCGUGGUUGCUUUAUGAGCCGUUUUUCAAUUUGUCAAAAAUAGGACGCACGCAAAAAGCUGCGCUAUCGGACUUGCACACAUUUACAAAUAAAAUUAUAAACGAAAGAAAACAAUUUCUGAUGAAUAUAAAAUCGUAUCGACAGGAAAAUGAUGAAAUUAUUAGCAACAAAAAAGGUAGAUUGGCGAUGCUAGAUUUGCUGAUUGAAAAUGAAAAAUUGGGAAACAUUACCGUGGAAGGGAUUAGAGAAGAGGUUGAUACAUUUAUGUUUGAGGGCCAUGACACCUCGGCUACGGCUUUAGCAUUUCUACUAAUGUUAAUUGCUAACGAAACUGAAGUUCAAAAAAAAAUCUAUCAGGAAAUGCAAAAUAUUUUUGGAGAAUCCCAACGUUCUGCUACAAUGCAGGAACUAAGUGAAAUGUCUUACUUAGAAUGCUGUAUAAAGGAAUCCUUACGAUUGUAUCCCAGCGUGCCAUUUAUAGCGCGAUAUGUAACUGAAGAAAUUAAUUUAAGCGGCUACACGAUACCAGCAAACACUAACUACAACAUAUUCAUCUAUGACUUGCAUCGCCGCGCUGAUAUAUACCCCGAACCAGAACGCUUCAUCCCUGAGAGGUUUCUUCCAGAGAAUUGUGCUAAGAGACACCGCUACGCCUAUAUACCCUUUAGCGCAGGACCUAGGAUUUGCAUUGGUCAAAAAUUUGCGAUGCUGGAAAUGAAGAGUCUAGUAUCAAGUUUGUUGAGAAGAUUUCGUUUGGAAGCUGUCACGAAACCAUCCGACUUACAAUUCAGAACUGAUCUAAUAUUACGUACUGAUAAUCAACCGAUAUACGUACGCUUUUGUAACAGAACAAGUUGAGAAGUUUUACAUUUUAUAAAUGUCUAAUAAUAUAAUAUAUAUCUAUAACUAACGACCCGCAAUGCUGCACCGCAAACACUACGUCCCACAAUUUUUAAAUCUUUAAUUUCUUCGAAAAUAUUUAUUUAAAUCAUAUGCUGUAAAGGGUCUUAUAGAUCUAUAUUAAAUCAACAAUUAUUAUAUUGGAUAAGGAUUAAUGCUGUAUUGGUUAAAAUCGCCUCGAAAAUUAGCCAUUUCUUUUCGUAAAAAGUAAAUGUACAAAAAAAUGUUAUUUCCAUAACAGAUAGAAAUAAACAAUCGCGAAGUUUUCUGUAGACCUUUUUAAUUUUUAAUGUGGUUUUUAAUGUGUAUAAUACUAAAUACAUUAUUUUGAUAAAUCUUGUAGGUUUCAGCCUGCGUUUUCAAUGUUAGCGGAAAAAAUUAAUUA
Messenger RNA from Bicyclus anynana (squinting bush brown), 1723 nucleotides. Its product is annotated as cytochrome P450 4C1-like. Gene Ontology annotation, molecular function: iron ion binding; oxidoreductase activity, acting on paired donors, with incorporation or reduction of molecular oxygen; monooxygenase activity. Lineage: Eukaryota; Metazoa; Arthropoda; Insecta; Lepidoptera; Nymphalidae. The transcript is spliced from 8 exons. The coding region runs from base 1 to 1296 and encodes 431 amino acids. The record is from RefSeq and is a predicted model, not a curated record.